AGCCUACUUUUAAAAAUGUCCAGCCUUCGGACAGCUUGGCAACAGCAGCUACGUACAGUGUGUAGCGGCACCCAGAAGCGAACAAAGCGACCCGGAAGCGCUGAACCAAUUGGAGGCAGGCAGAAAGAAUACCAAUCUUUAAUAAUAAAGCAAGACAAAAUCUGCAAUCGGGACAUCAGGAUGGCUGAGCCUCGGUUCAACAACCCCUACUUCUGGCCUCCGCCUCCCUCCAUGCCUGGCCAGCUGGAUAACCUGGUGCUCAUCAACAAGAUCAAGGAGCAGCUGAUGGCUGAGAAGAUCCGACCCCUGCACCUGCCACCCAACUCAGCCCCCUCUCAGCAAACCCUGCUGGUGGCUUCCUCCCCCUCGGACGGGGGGCAGCAGCCGCAUGGCAUGCCCAUGCCUAAGCACCAGCAGGGGCAGCACCACCCUCAGGGCUCGGUCCAGCAGCCCGACAUCGCCCUGCACGCCCGCCCAGCCUCCAGCUCUGUGCCAGUUAGAUCAGUUAAUUUUAUUACCUUCAAUGUCGAUGAUGCAGACGUGAAUAUGGAUGACAAGUCAGCAGUGAAGGCCAAAGGACUGUGGGAUGAGUGGCACAUGCGACAGAUCGUAGAGCAGCCCUCUAGAGUUAACCAUCGGUCAGUCUUUAUGUGCCCAUACACAGGUCUGGCCCCGUCGUCCCGGCCAGACGGCCACAGCAUUUCCGAGGCCCUCACGCCCACCACACCCACCUCCAGCAGCCAGAACCGACUGGGAGGGGCCCCAUCGGUCAACAUCAUCUCCGGGCUGGCCAGUGGGCCUGGCAUGGAGCAGAUGAAGAGCGGGGGCCUGGCCGGACUCCUCGGCCCUCCACCCAAGACACCCCGCGGGCGGAAGAAAAUCAAAGCGGAGAGCGGAGGGCCUCUUCUGGUGGUGCCCUACCCCAUCAUGGCCUCUGGCGCAGACCAGGGCUGCAUCACCUUCCCUGCCAAAGAGGGCAAAACGUACAGAUGCAAAGUGUGUCCGCUUACCUUCUUGUCCAAGUCGGAGAUGCAGAUCCACUCCAAGUCCCACACGGAGGCCAAGCCCCACAAGUGUCCCCACUGCUCCAAGUCCUUUGCCAAUGCGUCCUACCUGGCCCAGCACCUCCGCAUUCACCUGGGCAUCAAGCCUUACCACUGCUCCUACUGCGAGAACUCCUUCCGUCAGCUCUCGCACCUGCAGCAGCACACCAGAAUCCACACUGGUGACAGACCCUAUAAAUGCGCGGCCCCUGGAUGUGAAAAGGCCUUUACCCAGCUCUCUAACCUACAGUCUCACCAGAGGCAGCACAACAAGGACAAGCCGUACAAAUGUCCCAACUGCUACCGUGCCUACUCAGAUUCAGCAUCGUUACAGAUCCACCUGUCUACGCACGCCAUCAAAAACGCUAAGGCCUACUGCUGCAGUAUGUGUGGCCGGGCAUACACCUCAGAAACCUACCUUAUGAAGCACAUGUCCAAACAUACAGUGGUUGAGCACCUAGUGAGCCACCAGUCCCCCCAGAGGACAGAGUCUCCCAGUAUCCCAAUACGCAUCUCCCUCAUCUGAGCUCUCCACCCACACAGCAUUACUGUAUGUUGUUGUAUUAAUUUUCUAUGUAAGGCUGUAGUUUAGGUACCCUGCAUAUAAGGCCAUCGACACAAGGCCUACAUACAGUGCCUUUGGAAAGUAUUCAGACCCCUUGACUUUUUCCACAUUUUGUUACGUUACAGCAUUAUUCUAAAAUUGAUUUUGAAUAAAAAUCCUCAGCAAUCUACACACAAUACCCCAUAAUGACAAAUUGAAUACAGGUUUUUUGAAUUUGUAGCAAAUUUAAAUAAAAUAAAAAGCAGAAAUACCUUAUUUACAUAAGUAUUCAAACCUUUUACUAUGAGACUCAAAGUA
This is a messenger RNA of Salvelinus sp. IW2-2015, 1905 nucleotides long. RefSeq names its product zinc finger protein 362. Gene Ontology annotation, cellular component: nucleoplasm. NCBI's taxonomy places the organism in Eukaryota, Metazoa, Chordata, Actinopteri, Salmoniformes, Salmonidae. Gene Ontology annotation, biological process: regulation of transcription by RNA polymerase II. Gene Ontology annotation, molecular function: DNA-binding transcription repressor activity, RNA polymerase II-specific; RNA polymerase II cis-regulatory region sequence-specific DNA binding. The record is from RefSeq and is a predicted model, not a curated record.